CAACCACGCACAAUGUUACAAAUCCUAAAGAGCCAGAGGGCAGGGAGGAAAGGUAAAUAUCUCCCAGGGAAGAUGACAGUACCUGGGCGAUUGUCUUGCUGUUGCUAUUAGUGUGUAAUGUGAGAUGGAGUUGCAUAUUCAUGAGCUGAGCUGUGACGGCCAGGUGGUAUCACCGUGAAUGAUACCGGCUGCCCCACCCUGACGGAGGCUCAGCACAUCCAGCUGACUUGCCUUCGAAUCAGCAGCAGGAGAAACAAACGUGUCAUCUCCCUUGCCCUGGAACCUCUCACCGAUUGCAAUGGGAUUGAACUUCUCUGCACAGUUGGACAGCAGAAUGCGGGAUUACCUGAGAGGGAGGACGGACGAGGUCCUGGACGACAUGCGACCUCACUGUCGCAGGUGCUGCGCGGCAGCCUUCCUCAACCAGGUCUGCAGCGAGCUGGAGAUGCAGGCGAGCCACGCUGCUCAACUGCUGCACAACAAGGAGUCCGGAAGUACUGACCAAGUGAUAUCCAGUGGCUACAUCAUGCAGUAUGUGGAACACAAGAGGAAGUGGAAGGAGAAAUACUUUGUGAUGAAGGCGAGCUACCUGUUGGAGUGUUUUGAAACUAAAGAGGCUGCCCAGAGAGGAGCGAGAGCAGACAGCGAGAUACGCCUUUCGGGCUGCAUCCUGUUGAACGAGGUGUCCGCCUACAGGGAGAUGCUGAGACAAAGCUGGCCUGCGUUCAAUGGUGUGGCAGACUCUCACUUGGAAGAACAACACAUGAGCUUUCCGACAAGGCACCAACUCUUCCUGUGGCACGCCUACAGACCCCACCUCCUUCUCAGCUUCCGCACUGAUGACGACUCUCACACCUGGGCAAUGCUCCUUGCCGAUGGGGUUCGACGUCUAAACGCUGUGCUCUUUGGCAGAGACUCCUUUGAGGCCCGUGUGUUCCUGGAAGCGGUUCGAGGAUACAGGGAACAGAAUGGACGUUACGGCAUCUGUGACUUGUACUUGGGUUCAGAGAUCGAGAUCCUGAGUAAUCUGGUGAUGGAAGACUUGUGUCCCGUGUUGGAGACUCAGCUCAUUCCUCACGUCAGAGGGCCAGAGAGCAAGCGGAAGCAAACCUGGCUCAGGAUGCUAGGGGCGAUGUUCGGCGUGGUGGAAGGCCGGGUGUCCGAGAGGUUCCAGGCUCUGGUCCAGGACAACGAGGAGCAGAGGCAGCGGCUGGAGCGGGUAGUGCGGCCAGACCUCAGCCAGAUCCUCACCUCCAAGAAGCAGCUCGGCCACAAGCUCCAAGCCUCGGUGGGGGAGAGGGUGCGGGACUUCUGCCGAGCGCAGGUGGAGCCACAGCUUGGGUCAGUGCGGGACGCAGUGGCAGCAUCAGUCAGAGAUCUCCUCGCCGAGACCCGAACACUCUUCUCGCAGGAUGUGGGUGAAGUGAUCAGCGCGGUGAAGAGUGGAGGAGACAACUGCUCGCUGCCUGAGGUAAGCAGGCCGGCUCCUGGAGUUGCCACAUCACUCGGCACAGCUACAUCUCUGCUACAGGAAGACCAACCAGCUGGAACAUCACCUGGACAAAGUGGCCCCACAUUUCACUUUUGACGGGGUUCACUUUCUGGUUCAGCGAGCUGAAAACAUCGUCCAGCAGCUGAUGGAAGAUGCAGUAUACACCUUUCAGCACAUGCUCGCUUCUAUGCAGCCCGCCAUGGGACUCCCAGCUGAAACCAACCAGCUCCUUGAUAAUACCAGAGUCCUUGUCCUAAAGAAGUUCGACUCGGACAGCAAUGCUGCCGGACGGCAGUUUGUUCGGGACACCUCUCUUGGAGCUUGUUCUGCCCUUUGUGCUGAAGAACCUGGAUCCUGUCUGCAAACCAGAGCUGCCUGCGUAUGAGGCGGAUGUGCCUGUGGAUGACGAGGGAGUGAUACAGAUUGAAAACAUCUACAAGGAACUCGUCCUGCAUGUUGUGUCUGAGGAAAUUAACAAAGCCAUGAAGGUGCCGUCCACAGGGCCAGAGUUCAGUCUGUACAAUGAGAGUGUGGAUUCCCCGUGGGAGGGUGAGACCCAGCAUUCCAUUGCUCAACACUCCAAUUCACCGGUCUACAAGUCCAACGGAUUCACCGGCACUUGGGACGAGUGAAGAACACAGGGAUGAAACUGGGAGCACGUCACCGUCGGGGAAUGACACAACGGCUGGAGCAAUGUGAUCAUCACCAUGACUGCUGGAGACGCCGGACUUUAGUCACCAGAUUGAUGGAUGCCAUGGACCAUGAGGGUGGACAAGCACAUUGGAACAGAAAGUUAAAAGGAACUUGCAGCUCAGUUCAAAGAGACAAUGUCAUUUGGAGAUAUGGGGCAAAUCCUGAACAUUCCCAGAUGCAGUUGAUGUGGAGGACUUCAAUCAUCCUUCCACAUAACUGUAACCCUGAAGUGAUCCACAAUGAUGAGCUGUUGAACGUUGACUUAUGUAGAAACAAAGAACUGCAGGUGCCAGUUAAUACACAAAAGGACACAAAGUGCUGGAGUUACUCAGCAGGUCAGGCAGCAUCCCUGGAGAACAAGUAUAGGUGACGUUUCGG
This is a messenger RNA of Amblyraja radiata (thorny skate), 2563 nucleotides long. RefSeq names its product protein Niban 1. Lineage: Eukaryota; Metazoa; Chordata; Chondrichthyes; Rajiformes; Rajidae. The transcript has 14 exons. Bases 299 to 1588 code for a protein of 429 amino acids. The record is from RefSeq and is a predicted model, not a curated record.